AUGGAUCCUCUCAGCGCAUUUUCUCUCGCCGCAGGAGUUGUUCAAUUCACCGACUUCGCGGGUAGGCUGUUGAGUGAUACCGUCCAGGUCUACAAAUCUGCGACAGGUCAAUCAUCGACAACUGUAAAGUUUUCCAAAAUUGCUUCAGAUCUACGGUAUUACGUAGAUCAUAUUCAAGACAAGGCAGACAACCUACGCUCAACUACCAAGAACGAUACGAAUGUCCGCAUCUCGGAAAUUUGUAACGAGUGUAGAGAGGUCUGCACACAACUCGAAAAAGCCCUCGAGAAAUUAAGAGCUACGGGUCAGACCAGGCUGGAGAUUGCUCAGUCUAGCCUCAAGGUUGUGCUAAAAGGACUAUGGACGAAGGACGAAGUCGAUGCCUUGUUCGUCGGGCAGCAAAAUGAGAUGCUCGGGAGGCUCAGCCUUGUUGACACAACAACAAAAACAGGCUUUAGACAGGGACUUAUUGAUGUCACCAACAGUAAUGAUAUGGCAAUUCCAAAUGCUAGCACGCAACAUACCAUCGCCUGGACCAAGCUUUGGUUACCGCGUCCGGGCUACCAAGCAGAUGUCUCUCCAGGCAAGGAUGACUUGAAUUUAUACGAGAGCAUACGCGAUAGCCUCAUAUUUGCGGCUUUAUCCCAUCGAGAAAAAGCCAUACCUCUGGCAUAUAAAGAGACCUUUCGAUGGGUAUUUAAGGAUCCAAGAGUGGACAGACAGGGAAGAGUCAUGUGGUCUGAUUUUCCAGCUUGGCUUCAGGGUGAUUCCAAUUUUAUAUAUUGGGUUACUGGCAAACCUGGUUCGGGGAAGUCAACGCACCUUGAAGUUUGGGCCGGCAAUCGAAAGCUUCUGCUAGGGGGGUUCUACUUCUGGAACGCUGGAACGCUGGAGCAGAAGUCACACUUGGGGCUUCUAAAAACCCUCCUCCUUGAAUGCCUGUCAGAAAUGCCUGAACUUGUUCCUUGCGUCACCCCCAGAAGGUGGACUUUCCGAAAAAUAUUCAACAAUCCCCAUGAGUCUAUCGACCCACCUUGGUCUAUAGCCGAAUUGCAGGAGGCCUUUCAUGCUCUCGCAACUGAAGCCGGGGAAUCAUGCGUGGUAGCCUUGUUUAUGGAUGGGCUGGACGAAUUUUCUGGGGGUCACAAGGAGCUUCUCGAUUUCAUUAGUACCAUUCAUGAGCAUGGAAGGGGAUGGGUCAAGAUUUGCGUCAGUAGCCGGCCUUGGCCCGUGUUCGAAGACUCCUUCAAGAACAAUCCUAAACUUAGGCUUGAAGACUUGACGAAGCAGGACAUCGAAUAUUACAUACGAAGUAACUUUGAGUCCCACGUUGGCUUUCAAGAACUCAAAGCAACAUACGAGGCCGAAGCCGAACAUUUGAUUCACUCUAUCUCCGAAAAGCCCAUGGCGGAUGGUAGCUCCAUAUCCGAGCUCCAGGUAAUCAUCGAUGAAUUACCCGAAAAGAUCUCUGAUUUGUAUACAAAAAUAUUCUUGAGCAUUCCCUCCGAGCAUAUACAAGAUUGCUCUCGCUUCCUGCAGAUGAGGGAGCACUGGUCCAUUAUUAUGUAUCAACCGCCCGGUGAUUUCAUCCUAAGUGCCCAUGAUCUUUGGUUGGCCGAACAUGAAGACGCUUUCUCCGUGGAUAUGGAUAAAUUGACAUAUCAGCAGAAGGUGCAUAUAGCUACUUUAAUGCGACGAAAAGUUGCUAGCCGAACCAAGGGUUUGCUUGAGGUCUCGAGCGAAGGCAAGGUUGAUUAUCUGCAUCGCACAACGCACGACUGGGCAGUCGACAACUUCAGGGAUAUUACCGCAGAGGGACCUGAGGGCUUUGAUGCCUAUAUAACGGGACUCGAGAUCGAACUUCUUUCGCCUCUCAUUAACAGCUAUGAACUAAUCCGCCGGAGGCUAUUUCGCGACUCGAUGUGGACAACCGAGCCACCCGACGACGACGAAGACGAAGACGGUACUAUAAUCAUAGACACCACGGGCUCUAUAGCCUCAUCACCUAAUGCUGACGUUAUAUUAGCAGCUCAAUUCUGUAUUGUUGACUAUGUACGCGAAAGGGUUGCGCUAGACCCCUCAAUAUUAAACAGCAAACACAAUAGGCCAUCAAUACUAGAGAGUGCAAUAUUGACAUUUCCGUGUUCGAUAGGCAUUCCAGGUCGUACAUAUGUUCUGCACACUGCGGGAAUUAACAGGCCUAUGGUUACCUUGGAUAGGAAGAUAGAACUCGUGACUUUUCUUCUCGAUAACGGUGCCAAUUUUGUUUUUGGCUCUAAGACCCAGUCUCAGCUAGGAUAUAUCCAAGGGAUACCCGUUAUUAAUCUCGGAAGUGUGCGAGUAUUUACCUCCCACCCCUCUGAUAGAGACACAUAUUGCGGAGCCAUUGAGACGCUUCUAGGGAAUACGAAGUACUCUUCUCAGAGACACUAUGUAUUGAGACGCGGCAAAGUCAAGAAGAGGUUGGAAUACAGUGUUUACGAGAAGGUCAAACAGUUGUUGAAGAUUCAUGACUGA
Molecule: messenger RNA, 2517 nt
Organism: Daldinia caldariorum
Lineage: Eukaryota; Fungi; Ascomycota; Sordariomycetes; Xylariales; Hypoxylaceae
Exons: 4
Coding region: 1-2517 (838 amino acids)
Source: RefSeq, a predicted model, not a curated record